Phytophthora nicotianae INRA-310 is the source of this 1291-nucleotide messenger RNA. RefSeq lists its product as hypothetical. The coding region runs from base 1 to 1227 and encodes 408 amino acids. The record is from RefSeq and is a predicted model, not a curated record. Lineage: Eukaryota; Oomycota; Peronosporomycetes; Peronosporales; Peronosporaceae. The transcript is spliced from 3 exons.
AUGAGCACGUGGGUAGUGACUGACGACACGCCCACAGCUACCGUGGUUUGGAUGGCUGCCGAACAGAUUGGCAAGGCCCAGAACCACGAACAGCUUCAGAAGAUCUGCGACUACCUUGUCAACAAACAUUGGUUCCAGACUGCGGGGGAUUUAAGAAGUGCUCGACACGAAACUAUCGAAUGGCAAGCGCUUGAAGUACCAGGGCGUCUAAAGCUUGCAAUUCAACAGGUGUUGGAUCAAUCGACAGUUCACGAGUCGGUGCCAAACUACGGAUACGAAGACUACUACGCAGCAGUUCGUCCUUCACAAGAGACAGGAAGUGAAAACACAACUCAAGAGUGGACAGAGGCUUCAACUGGUUAUGGCUCUGCAGAAAGAGCUGACCAGACAACGACAAAUUACUACAACCCAAGUGACUACGGCUAUUCUUCCACAGGCUCGACAGCAGCGCAUUACGACUAUAACCACGCUGCCUAUUCCGCAAUUGACAGCCCGCCCUCUUACGAAGACAGCACAGGUUACGAGAACUACUACAGCAAUUAUGACAAUGGAGAGGCAGCGACUACCUUGCUGAGUUUGCAUGGAGGCAUGGAGCAGUCUCAGGGCGAUGAAAGUGAUGUUGUUGAAGCGCACGCCGUCGAAGCGGAGAUUGCUGAAGAGUGUGAAGAGAGUGAAUUGGCUCCAGACCAAUCAUCGCACGCUGUAGCGCUUGGCGAGCCAUCCCAACGAGACAUCAGCGAAACUAGCGGGACUUGGAGCUGCGGACAGUGCACGUACCUGAACCCGAUGACCUCGUCGUUCUGUGAGAUGUGUGUCGGCCACAUCUCGCUGUCCCCCAACGUGAAGACAACAGCAGGCACCAGUGUUUCUGCCUCAUUGCUGAUCCCAGCCAAGACGAUGGUUGAUGUAGCGAUGAACUCACCGAAGAUAGAGAAUUUGAUUGCUCAAUCUUCGCCGAGUGUGACCUGCAUGAUGCCCCCAAUAGGCUCAUUGUAUCCUCCGUCAGCACCGGACUUUGAGGGCUCUGAAGAUGAACCGGUAGAUACAACUCCGCUCCCACCACCGCCCCCAUAUCCAGGCACUAGUAGCUGUGGUAACGUAGACUUCCUGGCUCUUGCCUUCAGUGGCAGUAGUGCUCCCAAAACACAAGUGACACCUCGCCCUUCACCCACAAGUAAAAGCUCUCAAAUGCGACGUGAAGAGGCCACCACUGAGUACACAUUCUAGGACAAUUCCAUGAUCAUAGGCCAAGAUAAACUAAAGCAUAGCAAAAGAGUAAAACAACGUUGUC